Cuscuta campestris is the source of this 2193-nucleotide messenger RNA. Lineage: Eukaryota; Viridiplantae; Streptophyta; Magnoliopsida; Solanales; Convolvulaceae. The record is from the annotation of a GenBank genome assembly.
CAACAGUGUGUCUUCCACACAAUUCUCAUUUCUUAAACCUUCCCAUUUUUCUAAGUGGCCUUUGCAUAUUGCAACACGUGGUUCUCCCGCUGCAUGUUGGGAACUGGGCCCCCCCAUGCCCCCACCCCCACCCGGCCACCCUCUGUCCCUUCUCUAUAUAUAUAUGUUGUCUUCCCCUUCCUCUCAAACAUUUCUCUCAACCAUAAACCAAAUCAAACUCUGGCCAUUAUGUCUGCUCCCAUUGUAAACCCUUUUUGGGGUUUCCAACCAACAAAAUUGUCCCUUAAAAUGUCUUCUUCUUCUUCCUCGUACCUUUCUUUCUUACCUCAGAGCCCCAAAUGCUCUGUUCAAGACCUUUCUCUGCUCCACUCUCCAAACAAACCUUCUUCAAAUAAUAAUCCCAUCAAAAUCCCAAUUUCGUAUCCCAAAGAACAUCAAGAAGCUCCUGUUGCCGUUUCUUCUUCUACGCCGCGCCGUGGGUGGAAUUUGUUGCAGAGAGCGGCGGCGGGGGCUCUGGAUGCAGUGGAGAGCAGGAUUACGGAGCGGGAGCUCGAACGCCCUUUGCCCAAAACAACCGACCCACGAGUUCAAAUCGCCGGGAAUUUCUCUCCCGUGCCGGAACGCCCUGUCUGUCACGCGCUCCCCGUCGACGGGAAGAUUCCCGAGUGCAUUGACGGCGUCUACGUCCGGAACGGCGCGAACCCGCACUUCGAGCCGGUGGCCGGCCACCACUUCUUCGACGGAGACGGGAUGAUUCACGCCGUGAAGUUCUGUAACGGCGCCGCCAGUUACGCCUGCCGGUUCACGGAGACGCAGAGGCUGGUCCAAGAACGGGCCGUCGGACGCCCCUUCUUCCCCAAGGCCAUCGGCGAGCUCCACGGCCACUCCGGCAUCGCAAGACUGCUCCUUUUCUACGCGCGCGGGAUUUUCGGACUCCUAGACCGCAGUCGCGGCAUGGGAGUAGCCAACGCCGGCCUGGUUUACUUCAACAAUCGGCUACUGGCCAUGUCGGAGGAUGAUAUGCCGUACCACGUGGAAAUAACCCCCUCCGGCGACCUCAAAACGGUGAAAAGAUACGAUUUUGACGGGCAAUUGAAGUCCACCAUGAUCGCCCACCCGAAGCUCGACCCUGUUUCCGGCGAGCUCUUCGCUCUGUCCUACGACGUCAUCCAGAAGCCGUACCUCAAGUACUUCUCCUUCUCCCGCGACGGGAAGAAAUCCAAAGACGUCGACAUCCCCGUCACCGACCCCACCAUGAUCCACGACUUCGCCAUCACCGAGAGAUUCGUCAUCGUCCCUGACCAACAAGUGGUGUUCAAGAUUUCCGAGAUGUUCCGCGGCGGCUCUCCGGUGGUCUACGACAAGAGCAAGAAACCCAGAUUCGGAAUCCUAAACAAAUACGCCGGAGACUCGUCGGAGAUGAAAUGGGUAGAAGUCCCGGACUGCUUCUGCUUCCAUCUCUGGAACGCCUGGGAAGAAACAGAGACCAACGAAAUCGUGGUGAUCGGGUCGUGCAUGACCCCGCCGGACUCAAUCUUCAACGAGUGCGAGGAGGGAUUAAAGAGCGUGUUAUCGGAAAUCCGACUGAACCCGGCCACCGGAAAAUCAACGAGGAAGCCAAUCAUUCAAGAAGAGAUGAACUUGGAAGCCGGAAUGGUGAACAGAAAUCGCCUGGGGAGGAAAACCCGGUACGCGUACUUGGCAAUCACAGAGCCGUGGCCGAAGGUCUCCGGCUUCGCAAAAGUCGAUCUUUUCACCGGAGAAGUGAAGAAAUUCAUGUACGGAGAGGAGAAGUACGGCGGGGAGCCUCUGUUCUUGCCCAGAAACUCUGUAGAAGAAGAUGAUGAAGAAGAUGAUGGGUAUAUACUGGCAUUUGUUCAUGACGAGAAGGAAUGGAAAUCAGAGGUUCAGAUAGUGAAUGCGGAGAGCCUGAAACUGGAGGCGACGGUGAAACUUCCGUCGAGAGUGCCAUAUGGGUUUCAUGGCACAUUCAUCAGUUGCAGAGAUUUGGAAACCCAGGAAAGCUGCUAGUAGUUCAAAUUCUGCUUCUUGGGCAGGGGAGAAUUGCCAGAGGGAUGGUUUGAUCCCCGGAAUCUCCAUUGUUAUGGAAGCUAUACAUGUUUAAUAAUCUAUCUGUGUUUCUUGGUAUAGGUACUGUGUCAGUAGUUGUUUGAAUAUAGGAGAGAUCAGCUU